Vespula vulgaris is the source of this 1066-nucleotide messenger RNA. RefSeq lists its product as uncharacterized. Bases 677 to 1066 code for a protein of 129 amino acids. Lineage: Eukaryota; Metazoa; Arthropoda; Insecta; Hymenoptera; Vespidae. The transcript is spliced from 3 exons. The record is from RefSeq and is a predicted model, not a curated record.
AUGUGAUGCUUAUAGGUAUAUAUAUAUAUACACACACCAGCUAAUUAUUGCUUAAUGUAGAUUGUGUAGAUCAUAAAAAUAACCUAGCUUUUGAUAAUUUUGUUAUCUACUAAUUUAUUUUAAGAAUGAUAUUUUUCAAACCAAUAUUACAAUUGCAUCCACACGUAUAACAAUAUUAAUCUUAUGAUGACAACAUUAAAAUCAUUUUUUAUUAAAAUAUAUUUUUUACAAAGUAGGUUAUAUUGAUUCGGAAUACGAGUCUCGAAAUAUUUAGUGUAUUUAGAUGUAUAUAUCGAUAUUCGAGUCGCUGUAUACACGCUUCGAUAUAUUUUCGAUAUGUUUUCAAUCUCGUUUCUCAUUGGUCAAGCGUCGUAUGACGUAUCAGCGUAUGUAGAAAUCCAAAGAGAUGUUUCCACUCUAGUCACCCCUACUAUUUACCAUGCCCCGCCCAAUACAACUUGAUCCAAUACACGUUUCGACGCAACUAAACAUUCCAACAUGGUUCGCUAUGUAUCACUGUCGUAUGUGUCGUGUGUUCUUUAUUAAUUGUUAUAAGUGUCCUUAUAUUUACGAAAUCCAGACAAAUUGAUAUUAUUUUUCAAGAAUACAUGUAUAUAUUUUCGACGUUAAAGGAGAAGACACGAAAAGGAUCUAUGAAAUAACUUAAAUUUAUAAAAUGUCCAUUCUAGACGAGCGUGAAGAAUACCUGAAGAAUCCAUAUUUUGUGAAGCACGAAUACGGAGAUUUUACGCCGUUUUAUAUUACCAUCACCAUUUGUUCUGUAAUAGGGGGAUUUAUAUUUCUUUUGAAUAUCGUCUUUUGCUGGUGUUCCCGUCACAGAGCUUACUGGCAAGAUCGUCAUACUGGAAAUCGAUACAUUCAAUCUUUGUGGACUGUAUUGCCACAUAAAACUCCACCUUUGGAUUUAAGUGAAUUAGAAUCCGUUCAAACUACAAAUCCGAUAGUUAAGUCUGAAGUAGUAGAAUAUCACGACACUGAAUCUCAAGGAAAGGGUUCUCAUUCACAGGAAUACUUGGAAAUGCAUAAACGUGAAAGUGAGAUUUAA